AUGGAAGAAGCUAUAGGUGCCGAAUGGCGUGGGUCGCAUGGAUACCUGCCUCAUCACGACGUCGAACAGUACUCGAGUGAACACCGACAGAGCGUCUCCGACCAGCAACAGGGCCUUUAUGAGGGUCCACGCGCUUCCGCUACUAAUGCGCGCUCAACCAAAGAGAGGCCUUGCGAUGCCUGUCGCAGACGCAAGACGAGAUGUGUCAAGGAGAAAGGCGAGACUAAGUGUGUCCUGUGCAAAUUUCACAGCCAGGAGUGUACCUACUUGCACGAGCCAGUGGCCAGGACCAGAAAGCGAAAACUUCAACCCAAUGACGAGAUAGAUAGAGGACACGACGGCCUUCAUAUCCUUCGGACGAACGAAGGAACUUGUGUCGAAGAGUACGAUGACCUUCCUGGGGAAAGCUUGCUCAAGAAGACGCUUGGUCUCCAGAACAAGCACCAUGCUCACUUUGUCGGCCUAACUGAACCUUUCUCGUUCCCACGGUUUUCAAUCACACUAGGGAAUUCGCAAAAAUCUACGCAAGGUGGUGUGGUCAUGAUCCGCAAAGUCGACGAUUUCAACGCUUUCACAAUUCAUGAAGACCAGGGAACCAUCGGCUACGACACCGAGCAGAGUCGAUUGGACGCGAUUCAGCAGCUGGUAGAGCCUUAUGGACAGGCCCUCAUCGAUCUUUACUUCCGCAUCAUUCAUCCGUCAUUUCCUGUCCUUCAUAAAGGCGUCUUCCUCGAGAAGGCUGCACGUUCCUAUCGCGAAUUUUCACCUGCACUUCUGGCGGCUGUAUACCUUAUAACAACCAAUUACUGGAGAUGCUCGCCAGCCUUAGCAACCAAGCCUAAGCCAGAUGCCAAUCGGCUAUACGAGUUGGCAAUGGAGUCCUACGACCUUACGAUUUAUCGCCCUAAGCUUUCGUCGGUUCAAGCCGGUCUCUUGAUCGCACAGCAUGAAUGCUAUGAUUCAGAUGUCGUGAGUAGUGGGUCUAGAGGCAAACUUACAGCACAACUGGUUUCAAUGUCAUAUACUCUGGGCCUCCAUCUAGACCCUUCAAGAUGGGAUCUGCCGGCUUGGGAAAUCAGCUUGCGCUGCCGUCUUGCCUGGGCCGUAUAUGCGCAGGACAAAUGGGUGGCCCUCAUCGAAGGCCAACCGCCCCUGAUCUCGGAUCGUGACUGGAUCGUACCACCCUUGCAGCACAAUGACUUCCCAGACCAUGAAGAACAUAACGAGGAAGGCAGUGCCGAAGUUGAGAAUAGUCGAAUCAUUUUCAUCCAGAUGAUUGAGCUUACUAGAUUACUCUCUGAUAUUCUUGAGGCGGUUUUCAGCUUGAGAUCGCAUCAUGUCAUACAGACAUCAGCCGAUCCAGUUAGCACCCUUCUCAGCAGGGUGCAACCUUUACAGCGCCGACUCAGUGCUUGGUCCGAUUCGGCAAUGGAAGUGCUAUGUUUGGAAAAAGCUUCUACUAUGCGAUUGACCUGCAUAGGAUAUUUGAGGCUUGCCUACCUUGCUGUUGAGGUCAGCCUGCAUCGACGGAUCAUAUGCCAAACCAUGUCUUGUGCGUCAGAUCCAAAUACAGCUGCGGCAUGCCGUAUAGGUGCCAAGAAAAGUUGGUUGUCCGCGCUCGAAUUCGUGGACAGUUUGAAAGCACGCCACCUCAAGUCCUUCUGGUACUUCAGCUCGACCGCAUGCUUGACAUUGCUGAUCUCCUUCGGCAAUGUUCUCGUCGGCUCGGCCUUUGACUCCUCCGAAGAACAAUUCUAUCUCGACAAGCUCAAGGAAUUUCGCUGGACUUUGAAGAUCAACGGCGAGAUGGGAGCAAAAUUCAUGAAUGUUGCCAUCAAGUGGAUGAUUCUCGACCCCAAAGAAAUCCGCAAGCCAGAGCGUCAUGUCACAAGCUCCGUCACUACUCCUGGAUCUAGGUCUGAUGCAGGAUUUGGCGUUUCAUCACAAAACGCAUUUGGAAGCAUGGCUGUCCAGUCGAGUCAACCCCCUAUCGGAUCUUCUGAUGUAGGAUCAGGCUGGGUUGCGCCUACGACAUACGGUACCCCCUCAUUAUUCGCUGGAUUCAAUCCUGGUAUGCCUGUACAAGUGCCAUACAUUCCAGGUUAUACGUGGGCGCCGCCUGCCUUCGAGAAUGGUCAACCGGUGAAUCACUACCUCGACCAUAUGCCUGGCUGA
Molecule: messenger RNA, 2175 nt
Organism: Aureobasidium melanogenum CBS 110374
Lineage: Eukaryota; Fungi; Ascomycota; Dothideomycetes; Dothideales; Saccotheciaceae
Exons: 2
Coding region: 1-2175 (724 amino acids)
Biological process (GO): DNA-templated transcription
Cellular component (GO): nucleus
Molecular function (GO): DNA binding; zinc ion binding; DNA-binding transcription factor activity, RNA polymerase II-specific
Source: RefSeq, a predicted model, not a curated record